Messenger RNA from Oryzias melastigma (Indian medaka), 2581 nucleotides. It is a transcript of the gene fli1rs, whose product is annotated as Fli-1 proto-oncogene, ETS transcription factor-related sequence. Gene Ontology annotation, biological process: cell differentiation; regulation of transcription by RNA polymerase II. Gene Ontology annotation, molecular function: sequence-specific DNA binding; DNA-binding transcription factor activity, RNA polymerase II-specific. Lineage: Eukaryota; Metazoa; Chordata; Actinopteri; Beloniformes; Adrianichthyidae. The record is from RefSeq and is a predicted model, not a curated record. Gene Ontology annotation, cellular component: nucleus. The transcript is spliced from 10 exons. The coding region runs from base 710 to 2137 and encodes 475 amino acids.
AAACUUGUCAUCCGGUUAUGGUCUGCGUGAGCUGAAAAUUGUAAGUGCAAUGGUUUGCGCCAUAGCACCGAUGCGCGCCUGCAUGAUUUGAAGGGAGGUCAGAGGGCCGCACGUUCGCGAACAAAUCGACUAAAUGCCAGAGAGCGCUCGGCUGCUGCUGCCAUGGACUGUCCGAUAAAGGUAGGUGCAGGUCUGCUUUGCGCCACGGCGGCGGCGGAGGUGACAGGCGGCCACCCACAUCAGUCUGCUCAGUGAGAGAGUCGAGGCGGUGAUGCGAGCUCCCCACUCUUUCCUUCUUGUACAAAAUUUCCUCUUCCUUCCCGUUCGUGGUUGUAUGUCGGCUCUAUAAUAACACAACUAACCACUACAUCUUUACGCGCAGAUAAAAACACUAAUUGGUGGCCGGCGACGCGCGCUGAAGAGGAAUUCCUGCAUUUUUCGGCCUUUUAAUGCAUUUCUGUCUCUUUUUUUCGGCCCAUUUUUAUUCUUGAGUUUACCGAGCUCAUCCAGACUCUCAGAUUAAACUCAGGGGGAAAUGUUUUAACCUUAAAUGGUAUCAGAACGGGUCUGUUUGAUUUUUUUUAACUUUUUUUUCGUGGAGUAUGGGUUGAUAGAGCGGUGGGACUGAUGCGCUCAGAGCAGGUGUCGCUGCGGCGCGGCGCUUUGGCGCGGAGCUGGAGGAUCCACUCAACUGGAAGCGCUGUCUGUGAUGAGUGAGGACCAGCCCAUGUUUGAGCCGUCGUACACCGCGCCCCCUGCCAUGCAUAUGAAGACUGAAAUGACUUCGCCCGGGGGGUUCAGCCAGACUUCCAAACAGAGUCCAGAGCCGGCUGAGCCGGAAUGGGCGGCGUCAACGCCACAAAACUCCGGGAAGAGAGGCGAACACGUCAAUGGGACCAGUCGUGAGUCCCCCGUGGACUGUAGCGUCACCAAACGCUCCCGACAUGUGAGUGACGACGAAGCCCCCAUGCUGUACCAGUCCUCCUACCAGGAGCCCCGCGUCAGCCCCCAGACCACCACCCCACCCAGCAACGUCACUGAGGAGAAGCGGGUCAUCGUCCCAGCAGAUCCCGAGGUUUGGACUCAGUUCCAUGUGCGGCAGUGGCUGGACUGGGCCAUCAAAGAAUACGUCUUGGAAGAGGUGGACGUCAUGCUCUUCCAAGCCGUGGACGGCAAAGCUUUGUGCAAGAUGACCAAAGACGACAUGAUGAGGCUCACGUCGGCCUACAAUGCAGACAUCCUGCUCUCGCACCUCAAUUACCUCCGACAGAGUAGCCCCACCUUCUCAUACUCCACGACUCCGGCCAACACGCCCCCUCCACAACCCAGACUACAGGUGAAAGCAGAGAGCGGCUUUGAUGAAAUCAGUCGCAGGAACAGCUGGCCGACCAACAGCAUGACUCCUCCAGUGCCCAAAGGUUCUCCAAUGGAGCACCAACACAGCACCAGAGUUACAGAACCUGCACCAAGAAUUGGGCCAGAUCCGUAUCAGACAUUAGGGCCCAUCAGCAGCCGGCUUGCCAAUCCAGAAAGCCAAGCUAUCAGCUCAUCCAAGAGCCGAACAGGCAAACAAAGCCCAUUCAAGCUCCCCGACCCCGGGGCUCACAGGCCUGUGGGAUCGGGGCAGAUCCAGCUGUGGCAAUUCCUGCUGGAACUUCUUUCUGACAACAACAACGCCAGCUUCAUAACCUGGGAGGGCACCAACGGCGAGUUCAAGAUGACCGACCCAGACGAGGUGGCCAAACGCUGGGGAGAGCGAAAGAGCAAGCCCAACAUGAACUAUGACAAGCUCAGUCGGGCUCUUCGCUACUACUACGACAAAAACAUCAUGACCAAAGUCCACGGCAAGCGCUACGCCUACAAGUUUGACUUCCAAGGAAUCUCACAGGCGCGUCAGAACAAUGCGGCAGAGGGCGGAAUUGUUAAGUACCAGACUGAGAUGUCUUACGUCCAGCCCUACCACAGCCACCAGCCAAAAAUGAACUUCAUGGGUGCCCAUCCUGGCUCCAUGCCCGUCUCCCCCGGCAACUUUUUCGGCCCUCCCUCAACGUACUGGAACUCACCCAAUAACCCCAUCUAUCCUGGCUCAGCCAUGACCAGACACCCUACUCACUCCCACCUGAGCUCAUACUACUGAGGACAGUGAAUGUCGCACCUGAACAGAACACAGGAGAGAACCCAAGUGUGCUCCACGCCGGUGGCACCUGAGCUGAACCCUGUCUGCAAAGAGGGCGAUAUGACGCUACAGUCCAUUUGUAAAAAUGCAUUAUGCCAUUGUCUUCUGCACAUUCCCUCCUCAAAAUGGAUCAAGUGUGAGGCUUGAACCCCUCCAAGGGUUCAAGGAAGACACCAGACUGUAUCAAUGAUUAUUCUUUUAAGAUUUUGGUCAUGUGGGUUUUCUUACUGGCACCUGCUAUCAAUGUCACAGUUGUGAGAGUAGCAUCGUUCAUUUGUAACUAUUCCUUCUGCCGUCUUCCCGUUAUCGAGGCUGAAUUUUUGUAAAACAAAUUGUACAGAAUGGUUUUCAUGUAACAAUAAACAUUUAUACGUUAUGUAACCCUAACAAAAGGAUGCUUUUGUU